This is a messenger RNA of Schizophyllum commune H4-8, 772 nucleotides long. RefSeq names its product peptidyl-tRNA hydrolase II. The coding region runs from base 70 to 636 and encodes 188 amino acids. Gene Ontology annotation, cellular component: cytosol; mitochondrion. The record is from RefSeq and is a predicted model, not a curated record. NCBI's taxonomy places the organism in Eukaryota, Fungi, Basidiomycota, Agaricomycetes, Agaricales, Schizophyllaceae. Gene Ontology annotation, molecular function: peptidyl-tRNA hydrolase activity. The transcript is spliced from 8 exons.
GUUCAACACGCCCUUCGUCGACUGCCAGUGACUGUGACCCCCUCUUCUACACCUUGAAGUGCGCAGAAGAUGAGCUACACAACUACUCAGCUCUCCCUCGCUGCCGCUAUCACCGUCGCAUCCUUGGCUCUCGGCUUCGUCGUCGGGAAGUCAGAGACGGAGGCGGAAAUUGCGCGGGAGGUGAUCCCGGGCUCUUCCAACUUAGCCUCGGGGUCCGCUGCUGCAGAAACAGAAGCCCCACAGGCCAUACCCGACGGCGAUCUCGCGGCCGUAAAGGCUGGGUAUGUCGAGCCAUGCAAGCUAGUGCUCGUCGUCCGUACCGACCUCAAACUUCCCGCCGGAAAAAUCGCAGAGAGAUGCGGGGACGCGACUUUGGCUUCCUACAAGACUUUGAUAGCUCGUAAUCCCCAGCUCGUCAAGCACUGGGAGCGGACAGGACAGGCCAAAAUCGCGCUGAAAGGAUCAUCUCAGAAGCAGCUUGAAGAACUGGAACGCACCGCCAAGGGCCUGAACCUAUGUGCGCGGGCAAUUCAGGACGACACCGCGAAGGACGGUCCAGCGACCGUAAUACUCGCCAUAGGGCCGGCUCCUGUGGACCUCGUAAAUCGUGUUACAGGAAAAUUGCGCCUUCUGUAGUUGCAGAUCCCUACGCCUUCAUUGUUAUCUGUGCGCAUAUAUGCGUUCAGUAGAACGCAAUGCACCUAGCCAAUUGAGAGCGACCCGACGGGACAACGUUGCGCGCGCAGAUAGUGGUGUGUGAGCUAAUAGUACA